Molecule: messenger RNA, 2157 nt
Organism: Bipolaris maydis ATCC 48331
Lineage: Eukaryota; Fungi; Ascomycota; Dothideomycetes; Pleosporales; Pleosporaceae
Product: ATP-citrate synthase (ATP-citrate (pro-S-)-lyase)
Biological process (GO): tricarboxylic acid cycle; acetyl-CoA biosynthetic process; fatty acid biosynthetic process
Cellular component (GO): cytosol
Molecular function (GO): ATP citrate synthase activity
Source: RefSeq, a predicted model, not a curated record
AUGUCCUCCUCAGCGCCCGCCCAGGCGGCCAACGACAACAUCCGCCGCUUUGCCGCCCCCUCGAGGCCCUUGAGCCCUCCGGCCGCCCACACCCUCUUCCACCCGAGGACACGAUGCUUCGUCUACGGACUGCAGCCCCGUGCCGUCCAGGGCAUGCUCGACUUCGACUUCAUCUGCAAGCGCAAGCAGCCCUCGGUCGCCGGUAUCAUUUACACAUUCGGCGGCCAGUUCGUCAGCAAAAUGUACUGGGGAACCAGCGAGACGCUGCUGCCCGUAUACCAGACCGUCGAAAAGGCCGUUGGCAAGCACAGCGAUGUUGACACCGUCGUCAACUUCGCCUCGUCGCGUUCCGUCUACCAAUCCACCAUGGAGUUGAUGGAAUUCCCCCAGAUCAAGUGCAUUGCCAUCAUCGCCGAGGGUGUGCCCGAGCGACGUGCUCGCGAGAUCCUCCACGUUGCCCAGAAGAAGGGCAUUACCAUCAUUGGCCCCGCCACCGUCGGUGGCAUCAAGCCCGGUGCGUUCAAGAUUGGAAACACUGGUGGUAUGAUGGACAACAUUGUUGCCUCGAAGCUCUACCGCCCCGGCUCCGUCUCAUACGUCUCCAAGUCUGGAGGUAUGUCCAACGAGCUGAACAACAUCAUUGCCAACACUACCGACGGUGUGCUCGAGGGUGUUGCCAUUGGUGGUGACAGGUACCCCGGUACCACCUUCAUUGACCACGUUCUCCGAUACCAGUCCGACCCCGACUGCAAGAUCAUUGUGCUGCUCGGUGAGGUCGGUGGUGUUGAGGAAUACCGCGUCAUUGAGGCCGUCAAGUCUGGCCAGGUCACCAAGCCCAUUGUUGCUUGGGCCAUUGGUACCGUUGCCGGUAUGCUCAAGACCGAGGUGCAAUUCGGUCACGCUGGUUCUUUCGCCAACUCUCAGCUCGAGACUGCGGCAACCAAGAACAAGACCAUGAGGGAAGCUGGCAUCUACGUGCCAGAGACCUUUGAGGACAUGCCCAACACUCUUGCCCAGGUCUACCAGAAGCUGGUCAAGGACGGAACCAUUGUUCCCAAGCCCGAGCCCGUUGUUCCCAAGAUCCCCAUUGACUACUCGUGGGCACAGGAACUCGGUCUCAUCCGAAAGCCCGCUGCUUUCAUUUCCACCAUUUCUGAUGACCGUGGCCAGGAGCUGCUCUACGCUGGUAUGCCCAUCUCCGAUGUCUUCAAGGAGGAGAUUGGUAUCGGUGGUGUCAUGUCGCUGCUCUGGUUCCGUCGCCGUCUGCCCAACUAUGCCAGCCGUUUCCUCGAGAUGGUGCUCAUGUUGACUGCCGAUCACGGUCCCGCCGUGUCUGGUGCUAUGAACACCAUCAUCACCACUCGUGCCGGCAAGGAUCUCAUCAGUGCCUUGGUUUCUGGUCUUUUGACCAUUGGAUCGCGCUUCGGUGGUGCGCUCGAUGGCGCUGCAGAGGAGUUCAGCAAGGCUUUUGACAAGGGUCUCAGCCCUCGUGACUUUGUUGACACCAUGAGGAAAGAGAACAAGCUGAUCCCCGGUAUUGGUCACAGGAUCAAGUCCCGCAACAACCCCGAUCUUCGUGUCGAGCUCGUCAAGGAGUAUGUCAAGAAGAACUUCCCCAGCACCAAGCUGCUCGACUAUGCUCUUGCUGUCGAGUCAGUCACAACGUCCAAGAAGGACAACCUGAUUCUCAACGUUGACGGUUGCAUUGCUGUCUGCUUUGUUGACCUUGUCCGCAACGGUGGUGCUUUCUCCAACGAGGAGGCUGAGGACUACCUGAAGAUGGGUGUGCUCAACGGUCUCUUCGUUCUCGGCCGAAGUAUCGGUCUGAUUGCUCACUUCCUCGACCAGAAGAGGCUGCGCACUGGCCUUUACAGGCAUCCUUGGGAUGACAUCACCUACCUGCUGCCUUCGCUGCAGUCUGGUGGUGCGCCAGGUGCUGAGGGCCGUGUUGAGGUUAGCUUGUAGAGUAGUGCUUGACGAAAAGCCAAGGGUAUGUCCGGUUCUAGUCGCUUGAUGGUAGACCGAAAUAGGCGUUUUGAGCGCGGUGGACAAAGGUCUUGAAGUGCAUGGCAAGGCCGCUGUAGCAAUACCUGCCAAUUGUUGGCGGAGAUAUCUUAUUUAAUAUCAAACAAACAAGUAACCGAGUUUGCUAUGCGA